CAGAGGGAUUCAAGUGGUUCAGUUCCGCAGCCACAGAGACAAGUAUAUCAUUACAGCCCGGCUGCUCAGAGAGAAACCACCUAAAUUCACUGCCUGUCCACAGCCACCGCAGCGUGACUUGGCUAUCUGAUCCAGACCCUCUCUGACCUUCCUCUGCACCCUGGACUGCCUGGCCACCAUCCUGUUCUCACCUCCAUCUGCAGUCCCUGCCUGGAACAGCCAGGCUUUUAGCAGCUGGGGUAGGACACAUCCCAACCUUUGGGCAAGAGGGGAGUGAGGGUGGAAAGGUUAGUAAUGGGGGCCAGGCAGUCAAGUGCCUGUUCCAAGGACAAGAGCCUCAGGGGCAUGGCGCUCCUGCGGAAAAGGCAGAAGUUCUCCCCGUGGGAUGAUGCCCUGCUCUCAGGAAAGGACCCCCGGUCCCUGCUGAAGCGGGGCAUGUGCCACAUCAGCUUCAGCCUGGUCACCAAGGGAAUGACAGACAUCCCUGACUUUCUGUGGGGCUUGCCUGAGGUCCAGAAACUCAAUCUGUCUCACAACCAGCUCAGGGUUCUGCCCCCUGAGGUGGGGAGGCUGACCAGGCUGGUGGUCCUGAACUUGUGUGGGAACUGCCUGAAGAGCCUGCCCCAAGAAAUCAGCCUCCUCAAGGGCCUGAAGGUGCUGUUCAUCAACAUGAACUGCCUGACCGAGGUGCCGGCCGAGCUGAGUGCCUGCAGGAACCUGGAAGUCCUGAGUUUGUCCCACAACCGUCUCUCCCAGCUGCCUGCCAGCUUCGCAGACCUCUCCAGGCUGAGGAAGCUGAACCUCAGUAACAACUGUUUUGCUCACAUCCCCAUCUGUGUGUUUGCACUGAAAGAGCUAGAUUUCUUGCAUGUGGGCUCCAAUCGCCUGGAAAACAUCGCUGAGAGCAUCCAGUGCCUGAGCAGCCUGCAGAUCUUCAUCGCCGAGAACAACAACAUCCACUCCUUCCCACGGUCACUCUGCCUCCUCACCAGCCUGGAGCUGCUGAACCUGAACAACAAUGAUAUCCAGACCCUCCCAGAUGAACUCUACCUGCUGUGUAGACUGGCAAAGAUUGCUUGGAAUCCAAUGGACAAAGGGCUCCAUAUUUCCUAUAACCCUUUAUCUAAGCCUCUGCCAGAGCUGGUAGAAGGGGGCCUGGAGAUGCUUGUCAGCUACUUGAAGGACAAAAAACACAACUGACAUGGCCACUGGAUGCAGGGACAGUAGCCAGCUCACUGAGACUCCAUUGACUGGGUACUUCUUUAGUCUAAGCUUUCUCCUCUUACUGUUCGUGUUGGUCAAGGCUCAUGUUAAUAUUUGCUAAGUUGUAGUUGAAUGCCAUUCUAGAGAGGUAUUUGCUUUUAACUUUGUAUGUUCCUAAUAACCCCCAGAAUAUCAUGUUUGUUUCACUUUAAACAUAAAUUGAAACAGGACUUUGGUUUUCUCCAAAGAGAAAUAAUUACUGGUCAGCAGGUCUGAUUCAAUGGAAUUCAAAACUUAAAUAUUUACUAAGCAUGUGCCAAGUGUGGUAUGAGGUGUUGGCAACAUCUGGUUUCAACCUCUGACUUGGCAACUUGUAGCCAGGUAGCAACACCAGGACAUGCUCCUGCAUUAGCCUCGAGUAAGCAUUACUUGGGACCAAAGAGCAUCCUGAAGCCCUGCUUCCCUGGUGAUGACCAAAUCAGCUGGAGCUUUCCCCUCAAGCUCUGGGGGACAGUCACAGGAAAUAUGUCUCUAAAAUGACUGGAGAGUAACAAGCAGGCUGCUCAUGUGUACGUGUGGUGGUGAGGG
Molecule: messenger RNA, 1791 nt
Organism: Phyllostomus discolor (pale spear-nosed bat)
Lineage: Eukaryota; Metazoa; Chordata; Mammalia; Chiroptera; Phyllostomidae
Gene: LRRC30
Product: leucine rich repeat containing 30
Exons: 1
Coding region: 295-1200 (301 amino acids)
Molecular function (GO): protein binding
Source: RefSeq, a predicted model, not a curated record